AUGGCUCAUAGAAAGCAGACUGCCUACAAAUCGACUGGUGAUAAAGCACCCAGGAAACAACUGGCUACAAAAGCCGCCCACAAGAGUGCGCCCUCUACUGGGAAGAGAAACCUCUUUGGUACAGGCCUGUGCCUGGUGCGAGAAAUUGCUCAGGACUUCAAAAUAGAUCUGCACUUCCAGAGUUCAGCUAUUGGUGCUUUGCAGGAGGCAAGUGAGGCCUAUCUGGUCGGCCUUUUCGAAGACACCAGCCUGUGUGCUAUCCAUGCCAAACGUGUAACAAUUAUGCCAAAAGACAUCCUGCUAGCAUGCCACAUACAUGGAGAAUGUGCUUAA
This is a messenger RNA of Cynocephalus volans (Philippine flying lemur), 333 nucleotides long. Its product is annotated as histone H3.3A-like. Gene Ontology annotation, molecular function: DNA binding; protein heterodimerization activity; structural constituent of chromatin. Lineage: Eukaryota; Metazoa; Chordata; Mammalia; Dermoptera; Cynocephalidae. The record is from RefSeq and is a predicted model, not a curated record. The transcript has 2 exons. Bases 1 to 333 code for a protein of 110 amino acids. Gene Ontology annotation, cellular component: nucleus; nucleosome.